GGCUUUCGUAUCUGGAUUUUCGGCUUUCGUCAACCGAGACGUCAAUAUCAGCGACGAUCGGUGUUUCUCGUCUGUUAGUCUCCCUCUAUUCCCCUUCUACUUAUUUCUAACGUUUAUAAUUGCAUCAUUCUGAAUAAGGACACAAGUGACGAGAUAUGAGCAAAACUUAGUCACGAUUACGAAACCAAGCAACGGCUUUUGUGCAGAGCAGAGAGAAAAUUUAAAUAUUGUUGAAGCAUGCCGAAGAGAAAGGCUCGAGGCCGAGGACGAGGAAGGCCAAGAAAGUUAAGUGGUGAGAAGUUUCAUGAGAGUGAAGAUGGUAGCUUGGACAUUCCUGUUAAUCCAUCGGAGAUGAGGGAAGUACGGGGAGUUUUUGGCUUAGAGCGGGAGUAUGAAGCAGAUACAAGUACCCAACCUAAAAGAAUAAGACUUGGAGAACCUAGAGCUCUAACAGUUCUGAGUAAGUUCGAAGAGAGUACGGAUGGCAACGUAGCUAGUCCAGCUAAUCCAUUAAAUCUAGCAGAAGUUGGGGCUGGCCGUGGGGAGGUCUCAGGGCCGCAGGAAGCUGAUAACACAGCAUUGAGAAAAAGACAUGGACGACUAAAAGGGUCAUCAAGUUUGAAUAAGUUCCAAAGGAAUGCAAUGGUAACGUGAACAUUCUAAAUAAUCCGUCAACCUCUGUGGAAAUACGUACUGACUUUGAGGAGGAGCAGAAGGAAGAUAUGGAUACCACACUUGAGAAAAGGGGGCGAGGACAGCCAAAAGACUCUAUGGGUAAGAAGAGUAAAGAUAGGGCUGAUGGAAAUUCAGGCACUUCCAAUAAUCAAUCAAACUUACAGGAAGUAGGUCAUGGAUGUGAAGAGGAGCAGGAGGCAGGUAUACUUUAUGAAAUACUUGCAAAUAAUUAAUACAGUUCUUUUUCUCUGGUUUACUUCUUUCUCUUUUCAUGAUGGUUUUCCAAUAUUUAUUUGUGCCUAAUGUGACACUUAUCCGCGCAAGAAAACUAUCAACCAAUUUUUAUAUUGUGCUUUCUAUCUCUCUCUUUGUUCUCUCAUGCUAAGUUACAGUUACACUGCCUCAAAGAAGGGGACAAGGACGACCAGAAGGCUCAACAGCUCAGCAGAUGCAUCAACAGAACGCAGAAGGAAAGUUGGACGUCCUCAUUUAUAUAUGUAAAAUAUGAUGGCUGGAGGUCCUGGCUGUAAAUAUGAUAUCUUAUACUUUUCCCCCACCUUUUGUGUUUCAGAUUUAUGCACUGUGCCUAAGAAAAAGGGAAGAGGACGGACAAGGGGGUUGAGGGUACAGAUGAAGCGUCAACAGAGUGCAGAUGGAAAGUUGGAUGUUCUCAUUCAUCCUACAAAGAUGGUUGCUGUUGGUCCUGGACGUAAAGAUUUCAUUACAGAUCUUUCUGUCAUUGUUCGCCAGAAUGCUCGUCAUAAUGUGUACAAUUGGAAGAAAGUUCCAAAGAGUGUAAAGGAUACAAUAGUGCAAAAGAUUCUGGCAAGUUAUUCAUGCUUCUUUUGGGGAUCAUAGUUUAACUUAAAAUAGUACUAUCUUUAGAGUUAUCUUUCCUGGCUCUUGUGGAUAUCAGUCUCUGGUUUCCUGAAUAAACUAGUUUUUCUUUUUAAAUGUUGAGGAAUUGAUAAAAAUAUUUUGUGAUAAUAUCUUCUUUUUGGUUUCGGAUAUAGUGUUGUUUACGCUGUAAAUCCUUCUUAGUUGCAAGACUUUAUUCAUUGCUAGAAUCAUGAUUAAUUUCUUUAUGCCCAUACUCUUUGGAAUGCUUAAGCGAUCUCCACAUUCUGUUUUUUUUUUUUUUAACUCUUAAUUGCAGCACUUAGUUAAAGCUAUGCUAAGUUAUUGUCUCUUAAUUCAUGCUUCGCAUGUUUUGGAAUCUUGAGAUAGGUCUUCCUUGUGAUAUGGCUCGAUAUUUCAGAAAAUCUGCUCAUGAUCUUUUGACUUUUGGCAUGCUGGGUUCAUUCUUAUUAUAUGUAGCGUCGAUAUUUUCUGGGAAUUAAGGAGGCAAAAUUUGUUAUGUGACAUGCUCCGUUUACAUUUAUCCGGUCCAUUUUGUUGGAUUAUAAUCCAAGAGCUUUUAAGGUAGAAGAAGGAAAGGGAAACUCUUGUCAAUUUAUGAAAUCAGAUUCUAACUUCAUGAACUAAGCCAAGGGAAAUCUCCAUAGAAUUCACUGAAUAUCCAUGUUUUAUCGUUCAUUCUUCCACAAUACAUAUAUAUAUAUAUAUAUACUGACAUAACUAACUGACAAGGACACAUAAGCCGUACAACCUACCAACUGACUCGUUAGAUAACCAGCAUCUGUCACUAAAUGCAUAAAUACGUCUAGCCUAGCAAAUUUCUUUGGCUGAUCCAACUUGACCCAUUUUGUUGACAGAAAGAAAUCUUGGCCCAUUUGGCUGGUCUGAAACUAGCUUUAAGGUUGUGCGGUUGUCUGUACACCCCCAGAAGCUGGGAUGAAGAGACUU
Prosopis cineraria is the source of this 2481-nucleotide messenger RNA. RefSeq lists its product as uncharacterized. The coding region runs from base 238 to 654 and encodes 138 amino acids. The transcript has 5 exons. The record is from RefSeq and is a predicted model, not a curated record. NCBI's taxonomy places the organism in Eukaryota, Viridiplantae, Streptophyta, Magnoliopsida, Fabales, Fabaceae.